CCAUCGUCUCCUUCCCCAUCGUCUCCAUCACCAUCGUCUCCAUCACCAUCGUCUCCAUCACCAUCGUCUCCAUCAUCAUCGUCUCCAUCACCAUCGUCUCCUUCACCAUCGUCACCAUCACCAUCGUCUCCAUCACCAUCGUCUCCAUCAUCAUCGUCUCCAUCAUCAUCGUCUCCUUCACCAUCGUCUCCUUCCCCAUCGUCUCCAUCACCAUCGUCUCCAUCACCAUCGUCUCCAUCACCAUCGUCUCCAUCACCAUCGUCUCCUUCACCAUCGUCACCAUCACCAUCGUCUCCAUCACCAUCGUCUCCAUCACCAUCGUCUCCAUCACCAUCGUCUCCUUCACCAUCGUCACCAUCACCAUCGUCUCCUUCACCAUCGUCUCCAUCAUCAUCGUCUCCAUCACCAUCGUCUCCUUCCCCAUCGUCACCAUCACCAUCGUCUCCUUCACCAUCGUCUCCAUCACCAUUUUUUCCAUCACCAUCGUCUCCAUCACCAUCGUCUCCAUCAUCAUCGUCUCCUUCACCAUCGUCUCCAUCACCAUCGUCUCCAUCACCAUCGUCUCCAUCACCAUCGUCUCCUUCACCAUCGUCUCCAUCAUCAUCGUCUCCAUCACCAUCGUCUCCUUCACCAUCGUCUCCAUCACCAUCGUCUCCAUCACCAUCGUCUCCUUCACCAUCGUCUCCAUCACCAUCGUCUCCUUCACCAUCGUCUCCAUCACCA
Messenger RNA from Cyclopterus lumpus (lumpfish), 723 nucleotides. RefSeq names its product vegetative cell wall protein gp1-like. The record is from RefSeq and is a predicted model, not a curated record. The transcript has a single exon. NCBI's taxonomy places the organism in Eukaryota, Metazoa, Chordata, Actinopteri, Perciformes, Cyclopteridae. The annotation marks the transcript as partial.